Panicum virgatum (switchgrass) is the source of this 1392-nucleotide messenger RNA. RefSeq names its product protein ALTERED XYLOGLUCAN 4-like. Gene Ontology annotation, cellular component: Golgi apparatus. Gene Ontology annotation, molecular function: O-acetyltransferase activity. Lineage: Eukaryota; Viridiplantae; Streptophyta; Magnoliopsida; Poales; Poaceae. The record is from RefSeq and is a predicted model, not a curated record. The coding region runs from base 1 to 1260 and encodes 419 amino acids. The transcript has a single exon.
AUGGCGGCGUGGCAGCCACUGCAUUCCCUCAGCACCACCGCCUGGCUCGCCGCCGGCUUCCUCUCCCUGGCCCUCCUCCACCUCCUCUGCUGCUCUCCCCCCGUCACCCAGCACGCGGUGUUCACCCCGCUCCUCCAAUUCGCCAACACCACCUUCUCCUCCCUCUCAUCAUCAGGACGGAGCUUCAGCUGCGACUACUCGGAGGGGCGGUGGGUGUGGGCGCCGGGCCGCGCGCGGCGCUACAACGCCACCGCGUGCGGCGUCAAGGAGGGCCAGGACUGCCUCCGCAACGGGCGCCCCGACACGGGCUACCUCGACUGGCGGUGGCAGCCGGCCGCCGCCGGGUGCCCGCUGCAGGCGUUCGACGCCGCGGCGUUCCUCGACGCGGUCCGCGGCCGGCACGUCGCGUUCGUGGGCGACUCCAUGGCGCGGAACCAGGCCGAGUCCCUCUUCUGCCUCCUCAGCGCGGCGUCCCCGCACCGGGUCGUGCACCGGGACCCCGAUGCGCACCGGCGCCAGUUCAUGCGCUGGGCGUUCCCGGCGCACGGCGUCACGCUGUCCGUGUACUGGGCGCCCUACCUCGCCAGGUCGGCCGGCAAGUCGGAGAACUACAGCAUGCCGUACAACCUCGUGCACCUCGACGCGCCGGCGGACCGGUGGGCGGCCAACGCCGAUACCAUGGACGUGGUCGUGCUCGCCGCGGGCCACUGGCUGCUCAACUCGGCCGUCUACCACAACGGGAGCCGGGUGAUCGGCGCCCACGCCCACCCGGAGCUCAACCACACCGACAUCGGCUACGCCGCGCCGCUCAGGCAGGCGUACCGGACGGCGUUGGAGCGGCUGAGCUCGAGCUCCGGCGGCCGCCGGCCGCGCACCGUGGUGCUGGCCACGUUCUCGCCGACCCACUUCGAGAACAACCGGAUGGACGACCCCGCGGCGUGCGCGAGGAAGGAGCCGUACAGGGACGGGGAGAAGGAGCUGAACAGCGUGGAGGAGGAGCUCAGGAGCAUCGUCGUCGAGGAGGCGGAGGCGGCGGCAGCUCGGAGGAACGCCGGCGAUGUGAGGUUCGAGGUGCUGGACGUGACGAAGCUGGCGGCGAUGCGGCCGGACGGGCACCCCGGCCCGUACAUGAACCGCGACCCGUUCGCGCACGGUGCGCGGGAGAGGAUGCAGACCGACUGCCUGCAUUUCUGCCUGCCCGGGCCGGUCGACACGUUCAACGAGAUACUGCAGCAGAUUCUGACCAAGAGGCGGUGGUGAGAUUUCAGACUUGGCGCCGGCGGUGUGGGGGCGCUUUUGCGUUUUGCCUUGUCGGUGUGAGACACGGGUGCAUGCAUCCUCUGGAAUCUGGAUCGGCCGAUUUUGAUCGGAUGGAUACUGGUUAUUGUUGGC